AUGGCGGACAACGAUGGCGACAGCCGGAUGGCCUCCUCCCCCGAACUCACAGACACGGAAGAAGUCGAGACACCUCUCGACCAGAUCACCAACUCGUCCAUCCUCUCACCACCAGACUCACAACACCGCGAACCCAGCAGCAACAUGCCCACCUCUGCUCCCGGUGUGGCACGCGCCAACGCCAACGGCAAACGCCCGCUCAACACUAUCAGUAAUGGCGAGCACGAAGUCAUCGACGUCGACGCACCCAUGAACACCACCACUACGACGGCAAGUGCAAACGCCAAUGCAGGGAAGGCACGAGCAGGGCAGGAGUUCGCCACCCACACACAUCAGGCGAGUGGGUAUAGCUGGAAUCGCGCGGAGGACGAGCCGGGGUAUGCGUGGUUGAACAAGAAGGCCAUGGAUGAAAGGUCGCGCGCGUGGGCGGAUAUGGUGCAUCAGGAUUGCGUGGUUGGGAACCGCUAUGGUGAUCCCUUCGAGAUGGCGGAGCGUGAGCAGGCAAUGCUCAAUAGCUUGAAGCAGCGGUGA
Molecule: messenger RNA, 531 nt
Organism: Recurvomyces mirabilis
Lineage: Eukaryota; Fungi; Ascomycota; Dothideomycetes; Mycosphaerellales; Teratosphaeriaceae
Exons: 2
Coding region: 1-531 (176 amino acids)
Source: RefSeq, a predicted model, not a curated record